Molecule: messenger RNA, 1436 nt
Organism: Bemisia tabaci
Lineage: Eukaryota; Metazoa; Arthropoda; Insecta; Hemiptera; Aleyrodidae
Source: RefSeq, a predicted model, not a curated record
GAUUGAAAAAUGCAAGAGCUCUAUGGCCUAUGGCAGUUAUUGUUUUCAAAAUCGACGAAGGGGUAGGGUGUCCAUCAUCUUCGAAAUGUAACAUGGCGCUGAAAGUAAUGGCCUACUAUGAGGCAACUACUUGUAUCAGGUUUAAAGAAUGGACAGGCGAGACUGAUUACGUGACGCUCAUCGACUGGGAGGACCCGUUAGCCUGCUUAGCCAACGUUGGCAGACUCGGCGGUCAACAAAGGGUGCUGCUACCAUCAUCUUGCUGGAAUGAAGGAAUUUUACUCCAUGAAUUCGGACAUGUUCUCGGUUUUUGGGAUGAGCAUAAUCGUUAUGAUAGAGACAAAUACAUCCGCGUCCUCUUCGACAACAUUAAACCGGCAGCCCAUCCGUUUUUCAAUAAGGCCCCUAAAAACUUAAUUAAUAUCCUGGGAGAGCACAUGGACUUCGACUCAAUCAUGAUGUACACCAUGUAUGCCUUUGCUAAGGAUAGAAAAUCUCCCAGUUUUGAGCCCGUCGAGACAGGAAAAGUGAUCAUGGAUAUAUGGAAAAAAAACAAACUGAGUGCCGGAGAUAUCCGAAGAAUAACCAAAAUGUACAGGUGCAAAGGUAAAAAUCAAAAACAAAGAUUUCCACUCAACGUCAUUUGUUCUUUCGACGAUAGCCCCUGUGGGUUCAAAGGCGCCGGGACAGAUGAAAAUAAAAAGGCUUGGUCAUGGACUCCAAAAAGAAGAGACACCGAGACUCGCCAAUUAAUAGGUGGAUACCUUUACAGUGACGUCGGGACAGCUAGACAUGAUGAUGCAUUUGCUUGGACAAUUAAUUUCCACAGUGUAAGCCCCCUUGAUGAAUACAGAAGUAAGUUUGGCUGCGUGAGUUUCUCAUACGUAGUCUUGGUCGAUUACAGAGUUACAUUGAAGUUACUCAUGACGAAUUUGGACUUUUCCCAUCAAAAUGUCUUCGAUGAAGAAUCGACAAUCGAGCUGUGGAGAGUGACGGUGGAUCAAAAUGUCAGGCGUUUCCUUCGGUGGCAGAGGGUGUCAGUCCCUAUCUCCGUGACUAAUCCUUUUGCGCUGACUUUCAAGUCCAAGUUUGAAGAUAAAACCGCGACAGGAUCGAUUUGGUUGGAUGAUUUCGAGUUGAAGUACGCACCGUGUUUGAACCCGAGGAGUAUUGCCUCCGAAGUUGACCAUCAGAAAUCCAGGCGCGAAGUUCCUAAAAGUAUCUUGAUGCAGAUACUUGAGAGAAUCGACAGGUUUUACCGAGACCGAGACAGUAACAGCCGACGUUCAAGUCUCCUGCGUUAUUGGUCCCGCGCCUCCAGCAGGCCAUAGAACCAUCGACGGUUGCAUACACUCUAGGAGUUCCCAACCGGAUCAUCAUUUCCGUGCUCAUUCGUGCGGAGUGGAAACUGUACAGGGUGUUUCCAGAUCAUCGUA